Messenger RNA from Sinocyclocheilus grahami, 1716 nucleotides. Its product is annotated as protein FAM8A1-like. The transcript has 5 exons. The record is from RefSeq and is a predicted model, not a curated record. Lineage: Eukaryota; Metazoa; Chordata; Actinopteri; Cypriniformes; Cyprinidae. The coding region runs from base 45 to 1043 and encodes 332 amino acids.
UUGAUUAAAUCGAUAAACCGACUUCGUCACAAAGCAAAAGUGUCAUGGCGGAGUUAAAUGAAAACGCUCGUGAUAAGGACAAAUCGUUGGCAAAAAACAGUAGAACCGGGGACGCUGAAAACAUGAAAACACAGAUUCACAAGCCCUGUUCCCAGGGUAAGCAAGACACAGCCACCGCGGUUACUACCACGGAGUACUGCGAAAAAUUACAGGAGUGGAUGUGGCAGUACUACUACAGCUAUAUGAACUGGCAGAGCUGGAUAGCCAUGUCUGCGUUUUCCUUCCCACCGUGUUUCCCAACACAAGGAACAAAUGAAACGCCCGGGGCGACGACAUGGGGUGCAGAUAUGUCUAACGGAGACCUUCGCAAUUGGUUUAGCAGCCCGUUUGGUUUUCCUGCUGCAGCUGCGAACGCGAGCGGACAGAGUUCUCGAGCUCCCGCCACAGCACCUGCGCAGCUGCCACAACAACUACAGCAGCAACUGCAGCCUAAUGGAAAUGCGCAGCAGCCAGGUAGGGAAUAUUAUAUUCCCUCUCCUUUCCAACGGUUCUUGGCAGAAAUGGUGGAUUUCUUUAUUCUUUUUUUCAUUAAAGCUACAAUCAUCCUCAGUAUUGUCCACUUGAGUGGAAUGAAGGACAUCUCAAAGUUUGCCAUGCACUUCAUUGUAGAGGAGAUUGAUGAGGACACAUCAAUGGAGGAAUUGCAGAAAAUGAUGCUUGUGGCUCUAGUGUACAGGAUAUUAGUUUGCUUUUAUGAGAUCAUAUGCAUUUGGGGAGCUGGUGGAGCGACACCAGGGAAGUUCCUCAUUGGCUUACGAGUGGUCACAUGUGACAACUCUGUCCUGGUUCAGCCAAACCGCGUUCUUGUGGUACCAGCGACUAACGUCACGCUUUCUGCGUCAACGGUGAGAGCGUUAAACAAGAACUUCUCCAUAGCUUUCUUCUUUCCGGCGUUCAUCACGCUUCUUUUCUUUCAGCACAACAGGACUGUGUAUGACAUUGUGGCUGGCACCAUUGUGGUCAAGAGAAACCGGCUUAGAUGACUUUGUCAUUGAAGUCAAUACCAACCCGACAUUGUAAUGCAAAAACAAGCUCAUAGACAAAUGAGAGAGAACCAGCUGCAGUGACACAUACUGAACUGAACUAAAGCUAUUGGCCUCUCGAAGAACUGUCACUUUAAGAUCUGAACACUGAAUUUCCAGUAAUUCUCACCCAUCUUCUUUGGACACUUAGUCUUAUAAGCAUGAACUGCUUUCUCAGAAGUAUUUUUUAAUCAUCUGCGUUGACAUCUUUGAAUAUUUUUCUUGUGCCAAAAUAAGAUAAUUUAUAAAUGCGCUGCCUCACAAUACUUGAACUUCCUCUGGUACAUGCAUUUAAUCUCUAUCUCUCUCUGUUAAUGAAUGUGGAUUAUUGAUCAGAAUAUUUACUAAGAACAUUCUUUCUCCAAAGACAAUAUAGUUUGGUUAUAUAUCCUAAUCUACUGACUGGAUUUGUAUUUCAGAUGAAUGUUUUGUACCUAAUUAGCUAUACUUUAUGGCCUAUUAAAAUCUUGAAAAUGCCAGGAAUUUUUUUUUUAGCUGUUUUGCAUACUAAUUUUCACUGCAUGUCUUUUUCAACUCCAAGUUCUGCACUAUUAUAAGCUUCUGAGUUGAGCAGUUCAACUUUACGUUGCCUCAUUCUUUAUCAGUUUGUUUUUCCUUUUGGAUUGUUUAGAUA